UACCCCGCCUGACACCCGCCAGACAGAAAGCGGGGUUCCCGGAUGGUGGGGGGGUUGGGCGCGGGCAGGAGCCCCGGAGGCCCAUCGGCUCAAUCGUGGGGUUCUGGCCCCCGGGUUGCCCGGGUGCGAGUGGCGGGCGGGGGUGUCCGCGCUCUAGGCUGGGGGGUCCCCGGGGCAGGUGCAUCGGGCUGGUCUCCGGGCUCCGAGCGCGGACUCCGGCGCCAUGGCUGAGGCGCGCCAGGCCGCGGGGUUCCCGUCCUCGCUGAGCCCGGACGGGGCGGACGUGCUGCUCAGCGCCCCGGUGCUGCGGGACAUCUGCCUCUCGGGGCUGCGCUCCUGGCAACGGCACCUCUCCAGGUUCUGGAAUGACUUCCUCACCGGCGUGUUCCCCGCCAGUCCCCUCAGCUGGCUGUUCCUCUUCGGUGCCAUCCAGCUUGCCUGGUUCCUCCAGCUGGAUCCUUCCCUGGGCCUGAUGGAGAAGAUCAAAGAGUCACUGCCAGACUGUGGUGGGCAGCACCACCGGCUACGGGGGCUCCUGGCAGCUGCGCUGUUUGCUUCGUGUCUGUGGGGAGCCCUGGUCUUCACGCUCCACGUGGCCCUGAGGCUGCUCCUGUCUUACCACGGCUGGAUCCUCGAGUCCCCCAGAGCCAUGUCCUCAGCCACCAAGACCUGGCUGGCCCUGGUCCGCAUCUUCUCGGGGCGCCACCCCGGGCUCUUCAGCUACCAGCGCUCCCUGCCUCGCCAGCCGGUGCCCUCGGUGCAGGACACGGUGCGCAAGUACCUGGAGUCUGUGCGGCCGGUGCUCUGCGACGAGGACUUCCGCGGGCUGUGCGGCCUGGCGCAGGACUUCCUGAGGCUGCAGGCGGCGCUGCUGCAGUGGCACCUGCGGCUCAAGUCCUGGUGGGCGUCCAAUUACGUCAGUGACUGGUGGGAGGAAUUCGUGUACCUGCGUUCCCGGAACUCACUGAUGGUGAACAGCAAUUAUUACAUGAUGGACUUCCUGUAUGUCACCCCCACACCCCUGCAAGCUGCCCGAGCGGGCAAUGCCGUGCACGCCCUCCUUCUGUACCGCCACCGCCUGAACCGUCAGGAGAUUCUGCCGACCCUGCUGAUGGGAAUGCGGCCCCUGUGCUCUGCGCAGUAUGAGAAGAUAUUCAACACCACGCGCAUCCCUGGGAUCCAGAAAGACCACAUCCACCACCUGAGUGACAGCCGCCACGUGGCUGUCCUGCACCGGGGCCGCUUCUUCCGCGUGGGGACCCACUCCCAGGGCGGCCUGCUCCCCCCGCGGGCCCUGGAGCAGCAGUUCCAGCGGAUCCUGGACGACCCCUCGCCCGCCAGCCCCCAGGAGGAGCACCUGGCCGCCCUGACCGCGGCCCCCAGGGACGUGUGGGCCCAGGCGCGGGGGGCCCUGAAGACGCAGGCGGAGGCCACGCUGGAAGCCGUGGAGGGCGCCGCGUUCUUCGUCUCCCUGGACUGCGAGCCCGCCGGGCUCAGCAAGGAGACCCCUGCCGCCUCCCUGGACGCCUACGCCCACGCCCUGCUGGCCGGCAGGGGUCACGACCGCUGGCUCGACAAGUCCUUCACCCUGAUCGUCUUCUCCAACGGGAAGCUGGGCCUCAGCGUGGAGCACUCGUGGGCAGACUGCCCCAUCUCAGGACACAUGUGGGAGAGGGUGAGGGAGGGACUCUGGCCACACUGUGCGCAGUUCACUCUGGCCACUGAGUGCUUUCAGCUGGGCUACGCUGCAGACGGUCACUGCAAGGGAGACCCGGAUCCCAUGCUGCCCCCGCCCCAGCGGCUACACUGGGACCUUCCAGAGAAGAUCCAUCGGUCCAUCUCUCUAGCCCUGAGUGGAGCCAGGACCUUGUCUGGAAACAUGGACUGCCACGUCUUCCCCUUCUCCCACUUUGGCAAGAGCUUCAUCAAACACUGCCACCUCUCCUCAGACAGCUUCAUCCAGGUGGCCUUGCAGCUGGCCCACUUCCGGGACAGGGGUCAGUUCUGCCUGACGUACGAGUCAGCCAUGACUCGCUUGUUCCUAGAAGGCCGGACAGAGACUGUGCGCUCCUGCACCAGGGAGGCCUGCAGCUUCGUGAGAGCCAUGGAGGACAAGGAGAAGACGGUUUCGCAGUGCCGCGCCCUGUUCCGCCUGGCUGUGGACAAGCACCAGACUCUGCUGAAGGCGGCCAUAAGUGGACAGGGGGUCGACCGCCACCUCUUCGCGCUCUACAUCGUGUCCCAGUUCCUAGGCCUGCAGUCGCCCUUCCUGGCCCAGGUUCACUCGGAGCAGUGGCAGCUGGCCACCAGCCAGAUCCCAGUUCAGCAACUGCACCUGUUUGACGUGCACAAUUUCCCCGACUAUGUUUCCUCCGGGGGCGGCUUCGCGCCGGCCGAUGACAACGGUUAUGGCGUGUCUUACAUCUUCAUGGGAGACGACCUCAUCACCUUCCACAUCUCCAGCAAAAAAUCAAGCACAAAAACGGAUUCGCACCGACUGGGGCAGCACAUCGAGGAGGCCCUGCUGGACGUGGCCUCCUUGUUCCAGAAGGGGCAGCGGAGUCUGGCUUGUGGCUUCCGAGGGCGAAGCGAGGACGACUCGGGGACGGGGUGUGGACCUCCGCCCGGCCUCCACAGCGGCUCCCCAGCAGCUGCCACACCCACCGGCUGUUGACCCCCCUCCAUGGGGAGCUGGCCUCCCCGGACACUUAGGUCUCUGUGGCUGGGCUGGUGCAGCGGGAGCAGCCCGAGUCUGGAAUUCCUCCCUCGGUCCAAUAAAGACGUGUGAGCGGGGUUUGUGUGCCGUGUAGCCGAGGUGGACGGCUGGCCGUACCAGCCACACUUCGGGAUAUUGCACAGGGCCCAGCAGCCAAGCAGGACCUUUCUCAGAACGUUAUUGAGUAAAAGUUGAUUUGCUAAAAUCA
Messenger RNA from Erinaceus europaeus (western European hedgehog), 2924 nucleotides. It is a transcript of the gene CPT1C, whose product is annotated as carnitine palmitoyltransferase 1C. Gene Ontology annotation, cellular component: mitochondrion. The record is from RefSeq and is a predicted model, not a curated record. Bases 224 to 2674 code for a protein of 816 amino acids. Gene Ontology annotation, biological process: fatty acid metabolic process; carnitine metabolic process. NCBI's taxonomy places the organism in Eukaryota, Metazoa, Chordata, Mammalia, Eulipotyphla, Erinaceidae. The transcript is spliced from 19 exons. Gene Ontology annotation, molecular function: carnitine O-palmitoyltransferase activity.